UUAAUUGACGAAACUACAGAGUCGCCUAGUCCUGCAUCAGAUGAGACUUUCAAUGUUGACCCCUCAAUUUGUCCAGCAAGAUCACCAAGAGGACUUGAAACUGAAAUCCAAUUACUUCGUGGACAAGUGGAAGAAUUUCGGGCACUUUCAGCCAAGCAGGAGCGAGAAAGAUUACAACAAGCCGACGAAAUUCGACGAUUAGCAGAGGAGGUGAGUUUAAGAACAUAA
This is a messenger RNA of Rodentolepis nana, 228 nucleotides long. NCBI's taxonomy places the organism in Eukaryota, Metazoa, Platyhelminthes, Cestoda, Cyclophyllidea, Hymenolepididae. The record is from the annotation of a GenBank genome assembly.